This is a messenger RNA of Lasiosphaeria miniovina, 1911 nucleotides long. RefSeq lists its product as uncharacterized. The transcript is spliced from 4 exons. Lineage: Eukaryota; Fungi; Ascomycota; Sordariomycetes; Sordariales; Lasiosphaeriaceae. The coding region runs from base 1 to 1911 and encodes 636 amino acids. The record is from RefSeq and is a predicted model, not a curated record.
AUGGCCGACGACGAUUCUUCGGAUCUGUCUUCGAUUUCGUCAUUGUCGGCGCCUCCUUCUGAGGACGAGUCGGACAUCCAAUUGACGCACCAGCACGGCAUUCUCAAGUUCUUCCACAAAGUCGGCAAAAAGCCAGCCCAGGAGCCCAAGGACGCGACACCCCCCAGGCCCCGGCGGGAGCCCUCCCCGCCCCACGAAUAUGUCCUAGCCGACAAUCCAGACAUUGCUUUUAUCGUCAUGUUUCGCCGCCGAUUCACCGACGCAUUUCCGAAAAGCCUUCCAAAUUUUGGCCCGCAAGAAUUAGAGCGCGAUGUCGUCGAGUCACUGCCGGGCGAGCGCGUUGAGCACUUCCUCUGCGCCCUAUUAGGCCUGCUGCUGAACCGCAAGCAAGACGUAAAGCCAGGACACUACAAUCGCGCCCUAGAAGAAGCCAUCCAGACGCACAAGGGGCAAUGGACCAAGGAUUGGGAGAGCCAGAAUCCGUUGUCCAAUUCCGCCACAUUUGCCUCCAUGACCCCAGUCCAACGGCUUACUCUCUUGCGCACCCUCGUCCACUGGGCGCUGUCGUCCUCGGAUGCGAUCAAGACGACCAUCAACCAGCAUUACAAGAACCGCCAAGAUGACGACAUACACAACCCCCUCAGCGUCCAGCCUUACGGUAGCGAUGGCGACAAGCGGCGGUACUUUUUGAUUGAAGGCUCGGACGAUAUGGCUUUCCGCAUGUAUCGAGAAAGCAACCCCGCCGGGAUUAACAGGACCUGGUGGAGCGUUGCCGGCAGUAUCGACGAGCUCAAGGCGCUCAGCGAGAAGCUGGAGAAAGUUGAUGGCGGCCCUAAGGCUCGGGCCCUGACGAGGAAGAUUAUUGAAGAGAUCCCCAGGUUCGAGGCCACAGAGGAGAAGCGCCGUCGCAGAGAGUACCGACAGAUGCGCAAGGAGCAGUUCAAGCGCCCAGAGGUCGGCUUGUCCCUGUAUGAGGGCCGCACCAGGGGCAAGCGUAUGAAGUACACGUAUUCCGAUGACGAGGCCGACUUCUACACGGACUCGACCAACCGGCGGUCCACGCGCAAUACCAGACACCACACGCCUGCCGAGCCGAGCGGCCCGCUUACGACGGCCAGCGGACGUCAGAUCAGAGCUCCAACACGCCUCAACGCCGAAAAUGCCAGCAGCGGAGCCCCAAGUGCGGCACCUAGUGUUCAAGGCGACAACUAUGCCGAAGAUAGCGAAAUGAACCAGGACGAGCCUGUAAGCCGCAUCUCGGGCCGUCGAGGACGUCCUCGACGGUCGGCUGCUGUUAACCAUGGCAUGAAUGGUUGGGCACAGACCAAGAGCAAGAAGCGGAAGAGCGAUGAGUACGAGUCUGACGAGGAGGAAGAGAGCACCUCCCUCGACAUUAACGAUGACGAGGACGAGCAUAUUCCCGACGAGUCAGAUGAAGAGGAAGAAUAUUUUGAUGCCGAGGCGAUGGACGAUGAUCUCGACGAGGCCCCAGGCAGUUCUACUCUGGUCUUCAAGUUUCCAGUCAGGGUCGCCUUUGAUGAGGAUAGCAAGGUGCAGCGGGUUCCUGGCCCGCCUGUUGUUGUUGAGAAACGCAAGCGUCCCAGGGCUGCCCACCGGAACCUAAUUAUCAGCGACGAAUCCGAGUCCGUCGGAUCAACAGACGCGCCGGAUGACGACGAGCCCGACUUUGUACCGCAGCCAGAGGAGCCCGCGGCUGAGGUCAUUGCCGUCGCCAUCAAGCGUGUCACACCCGACUCGGCCGAGAAGACGGCAGGUCGUCCAACAGCAGGCACGCCUGUGAAGUCGCCUCUGACCCCAUCAAGCGGGCCUCCUACUGCGUUGGCUUUUAGAGGAAGCCCAGAGAAACCCCAACACGUCCCAGCAACCGUCGACGUAGGCUACGCCGAGUAG